Molecule: messenger RNA, 648 nt
Organism: Oryctolagus cuniculus (rabbit)
Lineage: Eukaryota; Metazoa; Chordata; Mammalia; Lagomorpha; Leporidae
Gene: NMB
Product: neuromedin B
Biological process (GO): neuropeptide signaling pathway; positive regulation of hormone secretion
Cellular component (GO): neuron projection
Molecular function (GO): neuromedin B receptor binding; neuropeptide hormone activity
Source: RefSeq, a predicted model, not a curated record
GGCAGGCUCCGCCUCCGGAGGCGCGGGUUUAAAGCCGGGAAGGCGAGGAGCGCCGGAGCCAGCCGCCGCCGCCGCACAGCCAUGGGCCGGCGGCCGGGGGGCGCUCAGCCGCUGGGCGGCCUCCUGCUGCUCGCCCUGCUCGCUGCCGGCGUGGCCCCGCUCAGCUGGGAUCUCCCGGAGCCCCGCGGCAGAGCUGCCAAGAUCCGAGUGCACCCGCGGGGCAACCUCUGGGCCACCGGUCACUUCAUGGGCAAGAAGAGUCUGGAGCCCCCCAGCCCAUUCCCACUGGGGACCACUCCCCCCACCGCCGUGAGGGCCCAGAGACUGCAGCUGAGUCAUGAUCUGCUCCGGAUCCUCCUGCUAAAGAAAGCUCUGGGCCUGAGCCUCAGCGGCCCAGCAGCCCAGACCCAGUACAGGAGGCUUCCGGUGCAAAUACUGCAGAAGUGAUGCCAGCAGCAGCUCACCUUAGACUGUGCCGGCCCGGGGGAGGUGGCAGUGCCGCCUGGAUGUAAAUGCUGGGCGCCAGUCCGUCUCUGCACUGCUGGGAUUCCUGACGGGCGCCAGAGCUGGCGGGACGCACACGAGGUUAUAUCCCUGCUGUAUCGGUUGCUCCCCUGUUGAAGCUGUGAAUAAAAACCCUGCUCUUCA